ACUUUGAUCCGCCUUUUGGUCUUCUCUCAUGGCGUCGGAGUCAUGGUUGGUGGAGAGGGCGAGGGAGGAGCUUGAAAAUCUGGAAUCCCUGCAUCCCACCCGAUUCAAGUAUCUCAAGCUCGAGCUCAAGUCCCUCAUCUCCCAACCCCACUCCUACGUUGUUGCUGUUGACGAGGAUAGCUCAAGGCCUCCUCCUACCACUUCUCCUGCUCCCACGCAAGUGUCGUCUAAUCGGAAGAGGAAGACUGGGCGGAGUGACAAUGAUGACGAUGAGCAGGCGGAGCAGCGUCAGAAGAAGCAGGCGCAGAAGCCAUUGUCGGCAUCAGGACGAAGGGGCGGUGGCGAGGGCUGUAUGAAGAGUGAGAGCAGCGGGGAGAUGGCCAUGAGACGCGCCGAGGCGUGCCUCAGGAGGAUUCAACAGCUUAAGCACAGCUUGUUUUGUUAGCUCAAGCAAAUCUUGUUAAGGUGCCACACACACAGCAGCAGCUACCCGACGAUUGAUUAUAUAUGCACACAUGCGAAUGGAUGGAGUUUUGGUGCGGACUCGGACCCUUUAAUCUCACUCUGGUAGCAUAUCUCAUGCAUGUGAUCACAGGAGAACAGAAAGUAUGUUGAUACCUAUGACCAAGAAACUGUUAAGGUAAAAGUUAGUG
This is a messenger RNA of Musa acuminata AAA Group (dessert banana), 653 nucleotides long. RefSeq lists its product as uncharacterized. The record is from RefSeq and is a predicted model, not a curated record. The coding region runs from base 29 to 445 and encodes 138 amino acids. The transcript has 2 exons. Lineage: Eukaryota; Viridiplantae; Streptophyta; Magnoliopsida; Zingiberales; Musaceae.